Molecule: messenger RNA, 1596 nt
Organism: Owenia fusiformis
Lineage: Eukaryota; Metazoa; Annelida; Polychaeta; Sabellida; Oweniidae
Source: the annotation of a GenBank genome assembly
AUAGGAUUUGCAUACAAAAGAUCAACUUUACCUUGUGAGAAAAUGGAGACAAUGAGGGUUACAGACUUCAUCAGAGAAAUUUUCAACAGGACCCAAAAACGAUUUGAAAAGACAUUCAUGGAAAGUCACACUGUGGGAAUGAGUAUGGUUGUUUGUAUAUCAGAGCAUCCGGGGUCUUAUACUACUGAGCAUUUUGAGUGCUCUUCCAAAUCGUUGGAGUCCAGUAAUCUGAGAAAACAAAGACUGUCACGCUUAGAAUAUAUUGAAAAUGGUAUCUCUAGGUUGAUUGAAAAUGCAAAGAAACACAAGAGAGUUGUCAAUCAGUCUGAUGAGAUGUGUAUUUUCAAACGGGAAUAUCAAAGCCAAGAUGAAAACAUUAUAAUAGAUAAACAAUGUGAAAACUAUAAUGAAUUUGUGGACAUCAAGGAUCUCAAUGAUGACAUGGUUAAAACAGAAAUAACCGAAAACCUCUUCUUUAAAGACAUCACUGACAAUGUGAAAGAUAAUGAUGGAACAUUUGAUAAAAUAGCUGAUAAUGACAAAAUUGUUGACAAUGACUUUCCAGUUUAUGAUACUGUUACAGUUGAUCAUGAUGGAACAGUUGAUGAUGAAGCGGGGAUUGAGAGUCUAGAUUAUGACAUGAAAGUUGAUGAUAAUGAUGCAACAUAUGUUGAUGACUUUUUAGUUGAUGAAGCUAUUACAGAUGAUCAUGAUAGGACAAAUAAUGAUGACGGAACAGUUGAUGAUGAAACAGCAGUUGAGAAUAGAUGUUUUGAUGAUGAUAUGGGAGUUGAUGAUAACAACAGUGUUGAUAAUGAUGGAAUAGUUGGUGAGGAAAACAAUCUUGAGGAAACAGAUAAAAUGAAAAAAUAUCACUGUAAAGAAUGUGGUAAAGUGUACCAAACUAAAUCGGCUCUUAAUAAGCAUUUUAGAUGGCAUUCUGGUCAUCUUUUUAAAUGUAAAACUUGUGGUAAGGCUUAUGCUACAAGAUCAGAUCUGAAGCAACACACUUUGUCGCAACACAAAACCAAAAAAGGAAAAGGACUAUACCCAUGUAAAGAAUGUUAUAAAAGUUAUUGUACAAAAUCAGCUCUGAAUAAACAUUUCAGACGCCACACUGGAAAUCUCUUUAACUGUGAAACAUGCAAUGAAUCAUAUACCACUAAAGCUGAUCUCCAGCAACAUAUCUUGUCAGUACAUUUAAAUUCAAAAGAAAAUAUAGCUCAAAGAAACCAAGAAGUAGUAUACAUUUGUAAAGAGUGUAACAAAAGAUAUGAUACAAAGUCAGAAUUGUCUGAGCAUCGUAGAAUCCAUACUUGUAAUAUUACCACUCAUGAAACUAUGAAAGGGGAUGAACUUAGUAAUCAAUUGAAGAGCCCUGAAGAUGAUGUGAAUAAAAGAGAAACAAAUAAAAAUCCCUUCUUAAAAGAUGACAUCACUAACAAUGCAAUAUCAGAUGCAAGAAGAGUAACAGUUGUUGAUGAGGAUACGGGAGAUGCUGAUGAUGAUGAUGAUGAUGAUGAUGAUGAGAGAUCAACUAAUGAUGACAACAGUGGUGAUGAUAGAUCAGUGGAUAAUGAUGAAGUAGCUGAUUAC